AGAAAGAGAGAGAGAGAGACGAAGACAGCGAGAGAGAGAGAGAGAGAGAGAGAGAGAGAGAGGUUUUCUUCUCUGUAGUUCCUCCUCUCUAUCUGACACCGGCAGUCGGUUUUUCCUCCUCAGCUGUGGUGAAACUGCACCAGGUUGUGACAGCCAUGAUCACGAUGUGUUUGAGGCUGCUUUUGCUCCUGCCCUUGGUUUGCUGUGUCCCCUCCCCGUCAAAGGCGCCGUCCAGACUGUGCAGGCGAUGCUGUGACCAUCCAGAGCCUUCAGCAGCUACAGCUCAAUAUCAAAUGCCUGAAGUCCGACCCGUCAUCAACAUGACCAUCCUCAAAGGUGAUAAAGGAGACAAAGGAGACAAAGGUACACCUGGAAAACCAGGUCUGGAGGGCCCUCCUGGCUCCCGAGGACCCAUGGGCCCUAAAGGCAGCAAAGGCCAGGCAGGUGCUCCAGGUGACGCCUGCAAGAUCCAUUACUCCUCCUUCUCAGUGGGACGCCGCAAGUCCCUGCACAGCGUGGACUACUACCAGGCGCUGAUAUUCGACACUGUGUUCGUCAACCUCCACGAGCACUUCAACAUGUUCAAAGGCAAGUUCUACUGCUACGUGCCAGGGAUCUACUUCUUCAACAUCAACAUCCAUACCUGGAACUUUAAGGAGACCUACCUCCACCUGAUGCACAACGACAAGGAGCAGGUGAUCCUGUACGCCCAGCCCAGUGAGAGGUCUAUCAUGCAGAGUCAGAGUGUCAUGUUGGAUCUGGCUCUGAACGAUGAGGUGUGGGUGCGGCUCUACAAACGGGAGAGGGAGAACGCCAUUUACAGCGACGACGUGGAUGUUUACAUCACCUUUAAUGGAUACCUGGUAGCACCCAGCAUCCAGUGAAAGCAUCCCACUGGGAAAAAACAGUAGAUUGUGUAAUCUUUUUUCCCGUGGAUACACCUUUGUGGCAAGAAAGAAAAACUACAUAGAGAACAUUACAUGUUUGGUGCUUAUUAAAUAUUCCUUUCAGUCUGGAGAGGAAGAUGCUGUGUAAUCUUAAAUGAGGACUCCCCAGAAAUGGUAAAAUCCAAAUUUAAAAAAAAAACAAAAAAAACAAGGUAGCAAAGCACACAAUAAGGAGAAAUGCUGACAUACUUCUUUUGCACUAAAAAUAUUGUGUUUUUUUUGUAUAAAGUAAAUCUAAGUAAUAUCAUUAUUUUCUCCUGCUUCUGUGCUGUGCUGCUGUUCCUUCCUGGAUCUCUCCUUUCAGGGACUUUGUGUAAAAACACGAGUUGUAUCAGGAAUUCUAAAUCUGUGCAAUCAGUUUAUUGCAGCAUUUGUGGUGCGAUGAUUCUCAACACAGGCCAAGUAUCUGUCAGACUGACAUCUGUUCAGACAGACUGCUGUCAUUAGGGAUGCACAUGUUAGAUCUUUGCCGAUAUCUGGUGUAUUCCAACCAAUUUUUUUUGCCAAUUUCCGAUACGCACAUAUGCACAUAUAUUUUCCACCUAAUUGCAGCAAACAUCAGGUCUGUGCUGUCAUGGAAAUAACAUAUUACUAUUACUGUGCCUAAUCUUAUCAUGAUGGCCCUCUGGCAGGUGUAGAUACACAUUUACAACGCAAAAUAAGAAAACAAUGUCAACUUGUAAAACAUGCCAUAUUUAUUUUUAUGGAACAUUUUCUUACAAAACUGUAAAGCUGAGACCUGACGGGCAUUAUCUGACUGUCAGUGUUUGUUUUCAUUCAUUUUAUCCGCUGAUACUGGUGCUGAUAUCAUCAUGCAUUCCAAACUGUCAUAGCUUUAUCAAAUGUCUUUUUUUGUGCCAUUUGGACAAACACUUGAAAAGGGCAGUUUAUCAGUAUCGCAAGCAAAACAUUGUCCCACUUCCUCCAGAUACAGCAUCUGGGAGGAAAGUGGGACAGUGCAGAUAGUUUCAUAAGUUUUAUUUGCUGAAGCUAAGAGAGCCGCUAUCCUUGAAUAAUGGUGUAGUACAGUGACUCAUUCAGCUACUAUCACUUCACGGUUCCAGAGGUUUUAAGUUUCGCAGAGGUCUCUUGAGUCCAUGACUCAGUCAGAAUUAUACUCAGGUCUUAGAUCUGUGUGUCAAUAUGUCUCAUACCCAAGUAAACCUGAGUGGACACCAGCAUACUCAGUGUGUCAGCUAUAAUCUACUAUAGCCCUAUGCGGUGAUGAAAUUAGGUCAUUUCUAUACAUUAGUCUUUGGAAUAUCCAUUUCUACGACUUUAAAAUGGUUCCUAGAGUGUUUCUAUUAUAUUUUUGUUCUUUUUGACUACGACCACUUGUUAACUGAUAGCGGGUUCAUACUUGUUCGCUUUGGAAAUUAUUUUAUACAUUUUGAAUCACUGAAGAUUGGAGCCAGACAUCUGCAUGGUGGAACUUUGACUUGAAGAUUUUCCCACUGGUCGGUCCGUAGUGUAGGUGAGAGGACGGUACAGCAUCCUAUUUACCUUCAAUGGAGGAAACUAGUUUGACUCCAGGCCUGCAACUAACAAUCAUUUUCAGUACUGAUUAAUCUGUCAGUUAUUUUCUCAAUUCAUCAAUUGCUUAUUUGGACUACAAAUGUCAGGAGCUGGUGAAAAAUGUUGAUCUGAAAAAGAUGAUGUCUUGAAAUGUCUUGUUUUGUUCACAACCUGCAGAUAUUCAGUUUACAUCAUAGAGGAAAGAAGGCAGAACAUUUUCAAGCUUAAGAAGGUGAAAGAAACUGAUAAAUUAUUGUCAGAAUUGUUAGUGAUUGAUUCAACAAUUGACAGCAAAUCAGUAAUUUAUUUUUUGUUGCAGCGUCAAACAUCAAACUUGCUCUUGAGAGGUUGCUAGCGAUGGUGACAGUCAGUGGCCUCUUCUGUCUUUGAUCAAUCAAAUCUUCUCUCAAUGUACUGUUGGCAGUUCAAAUUUCAUUUUAAACUUGCAGUAUUUUUGUAAUUUUAAUGUACUGAAUAUAUAAAUACAUCCCGACAUAUCAAAUUAUACAAUUAAGGUGCUUUGUUAUGAAAUGCAGAGAUGCAUUUGAGGUUUUACAAUUAAAUAUCAUGCAUUCUUACAGAGACUUCAGACUGCAGAGCAGUUUAUGUAAAUAUCUGUAUAUUACCUGCCUUUAAUAGCUUUAUUAUGUGUUACCACUGAUGCUAUUGGGGCUCAGUUGUGUAUGUGUGUUUAUAUUUGUAAACAAUAUUUCCUCUUUCACAAGUUUUAUUCUCGUUCUGUAUCGCUAAGCAACAAAAUGACAGUUACUAGAAAUUAAAAGUUUCGUAAAUUCACAUGAAA
This is a messenger RNA of Acanthochromis polyacanthus (spiny chromis), 3264 nucleotides long. It is a transcript of the gene c1qtnf6b, whose product is annotated as C1q and TNF related 6b. The transcript has 3 exons. Lineage: Eukaryota; Metazoa; Chordata; Actinopteri; Pomacentridae. Gene Ontology annotation, molecular function: protein binding. The coding region runs from base 156 to 884 and encodes 242 amino acids. The record is from RefSeq and is a predicted model, not a curated record.